This is a messenger RNA of Pimephales promelas (fathead minnow), 2078 nucleotides long. RefSeq names its product vasoactive intestinal peptide receptor 1b (gene vipr1b). Gene Ontology annotation, molecular function: G protein-coupled peptide receptor activity; vasoactive intestinal polypeptide receptor activity; peptide hormone binding. The record is from RefSeq and is a predicted model, not a curated record. Gene Ontology annotation, biological process: cell surface receptor signaling pathway; adenylate cyclase-modulating G protein-coupled receptor signaling pathway. Gene Ontology annotation, cellular component: plasma membrane. NCBI's taxonomy places the organism in Eukaryota, Metazoa, Chordata, Actinopteri, Cypriniformes, Leuciscidae.
CAAUACAUCUCGCAAGUGAAGCUGUGAAGCUCCUCUCGUGCUCUGAGUGUGAUUCGCUCAUUGGUCGCUGAACUGUCAGCAGCUCGAGCCGCGAUGAGCCACUCACCCGGAGGACUGCUCACUCAGGGCUCUUAUGAUGAUGUCCCCUCAUCUGAACUUAUGUUUUACUCAUCUGCCAACACCGUGUCCGAUGUGUCAGCUAAUGUUUGAUUGACUUUAUUUUUAAAAGCAGGAUAAACUUUACGGAUUCAAGUUAGUUUUUUAAUUCACGGUAGUCGAACAUUCACGGAAGAAAAAGCAUCAGUGAUGGACGCCUCAAAAUUGGUUUUAUUGGCUUUAAAGCUGAGCUGCGUGUUUACUCCGGUUUGUGCUGUUCAGAUGUGUGACGUGGUAAAUGAGAUUGAGCUGGCAAGAGCGAGGUGUGAGAAUAAAACAGCAGGAAACGUCACAUCAGGCUGCAAAGGAAUGUGGGAUAUUAUUGCUUGCUGGCCAUCAGCCAAAGUUGGGGAACAUGUGGUUAUUCCUUGUCCAAAUUACUUCAGACACUUCUCUGAUCAUCAUGAUGGUAACCUCUCAAAGACUUGCACUGCUGAUGGCUGGACUGAAAUGGACCCAAUGGAAAUCGCAGUGUAUUGUGGCUAUAAUCUGAAUGGCACUGUUGACGAUGAUAGUUUCUUCAGGUCAAUAAAGAUUGGCUACACCAUUGGACACAGUGUUUCUCUCAUUUCUCUCACUACUGCCAUUGUAAUACUUUGUAUAUUCAGGAAGCUCCACUGCACGCGUAACUACAUCCACAUGCACCUGUUCGUGUCCUUCAUUUUGAAAGCCGUUGCUGUCUUCGUCAAAGAUGCGGUGCUGUAUGAUGUUGUUCAAGAGUCUGACAACUGCUCAACUGGCUCUGUUGGCUGCAAAGCUGUGAUUGUCUUUUUCCAGUAUUGCAUUAUGGCAAGCUUCUUCUGGCUUCUAGUGGAAGGUCUGUAUCUUCAUGCUCUGUUGGCCGUCUCCUUCUUCUCAGAGAGGAAGUACUUCUGGUGGUACAUUCUGAUUGGUUGGGGAGGCCCAGCGGUUUUCAUCAUGGCUUGGAGCUUUGCCAAGGCUUACUUCAAAGAUGUGGGAUGCUGGGAUAUAAUAGAAAAUUCUGACCCAUUUUGGUGGAUUAUCAAAACCCCCAUAUUAGCUUCAAUUCUGAUGAACUUUAUCCUGUUCAUUUGUAUCAUCCGGAUACUGCGGCAGAAGAUCAACUGUCCUGACAUUGGGAGAAAUGAAUCAAACCAAUAUUCGAGGCUGGCAAAAUCCACACUUUUGCUGAUUCCACUCUUUGGGAUAAACUUCAUCAUAUUCGCUUUCAUUCCAGAGAACAUAAAAACUGAACUAAGGCUUGUGUUUGACCUCAUUCUUGGGUCAUUUCAGGGUUUUGUGGUUGCUGUACUCUACUGUUUUCUGAAUGGAGAGGUCCAAGGUGAGAUCAAGAGGAAAUGGAGACGAUGGCACCUUGAAAGAUUCCUGGGUCCCGAUACCAAAUACCAGCACCCAUCCAUGGGCAGCAACGGCAACAACUUCAGCACGCAGAUCUCCAUGCUGACCCGCUGUAGCCCCAAGACUCGCCGUGCCUCUGCGUGUCAGGACGAAACCUCCAUCACAGUCUAACCAAGCAUCUACAAUGAUGUGGUAUCUUCACACCAGAAUGAGACUUUCCCACAUACAGUGUAAUUCUUUGGAGGUAUGAGCUACUAAACCUAAAAUUUUUGCUGAAUAUAGCGCAAUUUGAUGCCAUAGAAGUCACAGCGAGAUUCUUGUGAGUUGUGAACAACUCUAUCGGAUUUCGGAUCCCCUUCUUUAACACAUAAAUCCUGUAAAUAAAGCUGUGGUGAUCUUCUGGAGAGCAUAGAUAUUGUAGUUCUAGACCUUUUCCGUCAUUUUGUGCCGACUCGGCUCUGCAGGGACACAGAUGCAACAGCAUCAUCAAAAAUGAAUGAUGAUACGCUGUAGGAAAAAGAGGUUAGGGAUUCUCUACCUGGGCUGCUCUUAUAUAUAUUUUGUUUGUGAGGAAAGUAAAAAUGAAAAAAAAAGAAACAAAA